UAAAGGUUUUGUCAUGUCAGUUAAAUGAGGUUAUAUCAGGAUAUUUCGCCUGUUUGAGAAAAAGGAAAUAAACAUUUCCAAGAGGCUGGAGUGAACCUGAAACGUUGUCACAGUUAUGGGGGCGUUAAUAUCUCGAUGGAAGACAAAACAAACCACAGUACAGGAGCUGGAGAACCUGGAGAAGGAGAUUAAGGAGUUGGAGGAGUUCAGAGGCAAAAAUCAGCGAUUACAAAAACUCUGGGUCGGUCGCUUAAUUCUUUACUCAUCUGUUCUUUACCUGUUCACUUCUUUCAUCGUUUACUGUCUCUACCUACCUGAUGAAUGGCUACAGAGACUAGCCAUGGCCCUGCCUUUCUUUAUAUACCCCAUACUUGUGUGGUUUAUCAGGAAGCUGCUGCUUUUCCUGUUUUCCAAACUUACUGAGAGAAACAAUGACAAACUUGAAGAUCUGAAAGCCGCCAGGAAAAAAAUUCUGGAGGAAGUGAUGGAAACAGAGACAUAUAAGAAUGCCAAACUCAUCCUCGAACGCUUUGAUCCUGAAGCUAAAAACAGACAUAGACUGGAGUCGACACCGGUGGGUCCUCAGCUGACUCCCAGACCCGGUCAAGCAGAAAUUCGUCAAAGGGGUGCAGGUAUGAGAGCGAUGUGCUCCCCGGAUAGCACAGGAAUGACUCUCUCACCAGGUACACGGCCUCAGAUGGGACCAGUGGCUCCAGGAGGACCUCCAGAGAAAUCCACCCCCAACACUUCUGUACUCCAGGGAGCUGUAGAGAGGACACCCUGCACCCCGAUUAGAGGUGUAGGCAUUUACUCCCCUGGUCCUUCAUUACCAAGACCUAUUCUGCCCAGAGAAAGAGGAACAGUUGACCGAGUCAUCGAGUAUCUGGUAGGAGACGGACCAGAGAAAAGAUAUGCCCUGAUCUGCCAGCAGUGUUUCUCUCAUAACGGCAUGGCUUUGAAAGAAGAAUUUGAAUAUCUCGCAUUCCGUUGCGCGUACUGCUACUUCCUGAACCCGGCCAGGAAGACUCGACCUCAGGCUCCCAGGCUCCCUGAGUUCAGCUAUGAAAGGAGGCUGAGAGCGGAUCCGUGCUCUCCUGGACCGUCGCUUUGCUUCGAGACGGACACGGAGGAGACUGCUGCCCCCAGUGGAGCUGAGGAAGACCUGGGUCAGCAUGACAGGGACUCUGAGGAAGAGGAGAAUGUACUGGAGGAGAAACAGCAGAAGGAGGAAGAGGAGGAGAAAAAGGAAGAUGAAGCAGUUAAAGAAGAAAAGGAACUGGACCAGAGCUAGAAUGAAGAACCUCCAGCAACAUAGAGAGUGCUGAGACCAACCAGAUGAAGAGCAACCAUGACAGAUGGCUCCAAAGGCAAAACAACGCUGACGAGCACGCUUUAUUCCAACAGGAUUGGCUAAAGUAACUGGUUUGGUGGUCAUAUGAUUUUAGGUUUAUUACAUGGGUGGAAAGUGAAGAUUCAGGCUGAUGAUUGAUCCUGUCAGUGAUGCUUUCUGGGAAAUCAAACCUCCAUCUUUCACGUAGGCUAUUUGAAGAGUUCCACAAUAAAAUUAUUUUAGGUUUAAAGUUGUAGAAUACUGAAGAGUUGAUGAUACAACUAAAUUCUGUCCCAUCAGUUUGAUCGAUCCACACAGGAUUUGAUCUCAAAACCUGCAGUUUAUUAUAACUCAUUUAGUCUAUUUAAUGAAACCUUUAGGUUUAGUGAACUGCAGUGACUCCAUGUGGAAAGUUAAGGCCAUUAUCAUUAAUACAUCCACUAUUUAGGAUUAUGUUUAAGACAAAUGUAUGCCUUUGAUUUAAUUCUGCUGAAAUAACUUAUUUUCUACAUUAUUUCAUAAUAAAAUGAGUAAUAGAAUAUAUAUAUUUUAAUGUUUCUCGAUUUGGUUUAGGAAGGAACUUUUAGGGUCCUCUUACUUCACCCUGAGGGUCAAAUUAAUUUUAUUUGAUUUUGUUUUCGAAUUGACCUGAACAUAAUUUGGCAUUUAUAGAUGUAUCUUGGAAAAUUAGAGCAUUGCCAGAAAACUGGACCUUCAUUUCAGAGACUUAAAUUCUUAUGGAUUCAUUAAACAUGGAGAGAAAUUUUUCAAUCCCUGCAAUAUUUUAUUACAGAUAAAAAAUUGCUUGAGUGCAGAGUCUGAGAGUUAGAAUAUUACAUAAGAUCAAUCAAAAAAAUAUUUACGCUUUUCAAUCAGGUCUUGACUUUGACUGGACCACAUUUCUUCUUUUCUGUUUCAUGCUGCUGUGUUUUGACCCAGUUCAGGCCCAGUUCAGACCGGCUGAGUCACGUCUGAGUCCAGAACCCUUUGAUAUAAAGAUGAGCUCCAAAAUGAGUCUAAUGCAGCUAUUUCCUUAAAUAUAUCAGCUGAUUUCUCUCCUUAUUGGUCUUGACACAAACCUUUGUUCCAGAGCAGAAAACACUCAAAAUCCACUUUCUUAAUAAUAAUAAUAAUCAGUUAAUCAAUUGGGGCGUCAUGGCUGCCCCUUUCUCUCUGGAAUUUUGUGGAAACAGCAGAGUUUGUUGUCAAGCUUUUAUUUGUCAUAUUUAAAAAAUAUUUAUCAGUUUGGCUUCAUUAAUGAUUACACUUAAUUUCUUCAUUGUUGUUUUUUUAUUUUUUUCACAAAUUUCUACAGGUUUUUAGAAAUUUUAGAAACUUGUAAACAUUAUUUUAUGAGGUCUUAAUACACGACACUGGAAGUGAGAGAGGAUGUACUGUGAUUGUACAUAUUUAGAGAAAGUUGUUGGAUUUUAGUUCAGAGACUCGGUGGCGUUUUAUGAGCCGUGGAAACAAUGAAAUCAAACCUGUUUGUGCUUGAAGGACUCUCACUCAUAUUUAUCCUCAUUCAGGGGAAGAUUUGCCAAAUGUUUUUUUUUCUGUACUGAAUUAAUUUAUUUUUGUUUAUAUUUCCAGUCUGCGUUUACUGUGCUGAUCCUAUCCGUUUCAAAGAGCAGCUUGCCAUUGUGACUGUUUACUGCUGUUUUUAAACCCAAAUCUCCUUUUGUCACAAAAAGUUUAGUUUAACUUCAUCAUCUGAAUGUUACUGAUAGACUUCAUGAAUUUUAGCUGCGCUAUUUGCAGAAAGUCAUUGUUACUUCAUUGAUUUUUUUUAUUUUUAUGUUUUAUUUUAAACCUGAAUAGGGAUUUCUGAAAACUUUCCAGUAUUCCUUCAUUUUACCCAGCCUUCCUGAUUGAUGAGUGAUUCUCUGAAUGCUGCCAUUGGGAGAUAUCCUUUUUAGCAAAAUGCACGUUAGUAGGAGAAGCUUUAAAUUCAAGUCUAUUACUGAGUAAAUUAUUACUUUAAUAAAGCUCUUUACUGUAUAUUUUCAGUUACCUUUGCUUGGUUAACUUAUUGGUGCAUUUUUGAUUACAAAUCCAAAGCAUUUUCAGCAGAAGAGAAAAAAAUAUGUAUUUAUUUUGACUCCAUAGACCCAGUGUUUUUCAUCUGUUUUGAUUUAGUUAAAUAAAACAACUUGCUACA
Molecule: messenger RNA, 3491 nt
Organism: Poeciliopsis prolifica (blackstripe livebearer)
Lineage: Eukaryota; Metazoa; Chordata; Actinopteri; Cyprinodontiformes; Poeciliidae
Gene: lnpkb
Product: lunapark, ER junction formation factor
Exons: 15
Coding region: 116-1291 (391 amino acids)
Biological process (GO): endoplasmic reticulum tubular network organization
Cellular component (GO): endoplasmic reticulum tubular network
Source: RefSeq, a predicted model, not a curated record